AUGGCUGGAUCAACAACAGCUCCACGAGGUGGCCGUAAAGGUGGUGAUCGAAAAUCCAAAUCAGCCCGUGCAGGUGUUCUUUUUUCGGUACCUCGUUUCCAUCGUUAUAUUAAAAAGAGCACACCCAAAAGCCGUGUAACUAUGGCUGCCGCUGUUUAUACAGCUGCUGUGAUUGAAUAUUUAACUGCUGAAGUUUUGGAACUGUCAGGUAACGCAGCGAAGGAUCAUAAAAAACAACGUAUCAACGCUCGACAUAUCUUCUUGGCUGUCAGCAUCGAUGAGGAACUCAAAAAGCUUCUCAAUGGUGUGACAAUUCCCCAAGGUGGUGUAUUGCCACAUAUCAAUCAAUUCUUAUUCAAGACUAAAGGAAGCGGUGAAACAACAACUGCGUCUCCAUCUAAACAGGAUUCAUCUCGUUCAAAUGUUGCUUCCGCACCACGAACACCUUCAGCACUUGCCACCAAGAGUGUCUCUGCACCUGCUAAAUUUCAUACAUCCUCUUCAACGUCAAAGAAAGCCGCAGCUGCAUCUAGUGGAAAUGCUGCUAGUUCAGCUUAA
Molecule: messenger RNA, 558 nt
Organism: Adineta ricciae
Lineage: Eukaryota; Metazoa; Rotifera; Eurotatoria; Adinetida; Adinetidae
Source: the annotation of a GenBank genome assembly